AUUGAUUUAUGUUGUUUCGUGUUAUUCCAAUGCAUAAAAAUUGUGAAUACUUUGUUUUUUUUAGAAUUGAAUUUAUAUAACUAAUAAUGAACAAAGCUUUUCUUUUUCCAUUAAUAAUGGUGUUAUUUUUAUAAAAUAAAAUAAAAUAUAUACUCAGUUGGUAACCAAUGCCACUGAUGAAAUACUUUAAUUUAACUUUAUAGUAUAAAAGUUAACAGUUUUCAGAUCUUACUUUUUACAAUACGAUUUUAUUGAAUUAUAGUUUAUGGCCGUUGAUACAAAAUGGACCAAGAUGUUACAAGAUUUAUAUACUUUAUAUUUUUGACAACAUUUCUAAUCGAUUUAGGAUCAUGUACACAUUAUUCAAAAUAUAUCGAAUAUGAUAUAGAACAUGGGAAGGACUGUCAUACAAUUGGAUCAAAUAAACAGAACAAAGAUAUAGCAGUUAUAGUUAAGAUUACACUCGAUCGUGGAAUCAAUGCUGAUACGCAUUGUAAAUUUGUUAUUAAAGCUAAUAAAGGAGAUGGCUUGUUCGGUGUCAUACAAAAAAUGACAUUCAGACGUAAUAAAACAGAGUGUGUAGAUUAUGUACAGUUUAAGAGAAGCGACAGACAAGAAACACAAAAGUUUUGUGGAAAUUUUGAUCGUAAUACAACUAAAUAUUAUCCAGUCCCUGAACCAGAAAAUAGCACUUAUGAACUUGGAUCUUUUUUUUCUGGAAGUACAUAUGCAGAAUUUGAUAUAGGUGGCAAAUUAGAAACUACAAUAUUUAUUGCCAAAAAGGGAUAUCUAUUCCCAGAAAAAGUUCCUACUCUCAGUAUUGUUUAUACGCCGUAUAAAAAAUGCAAGGGCAACAUUUUGAUAAACUAUACAGCAAUACCUUUUGAUUCAUGUAUUUUACAAGAUUACUUUUGUGAUGGAUAUCAAAAUUGUGCACCAAACAUCUGUCAAGAUGAGGCAACUUGUUCAAAUGCCAAUGACAUCAUUAACAAUACUGGAACAAAAGUAACAGUAGGUGCUGUGACGACAAUAAUUUUGUGUACAAUUCUUUUUGGUGUUUGCAUAUGGGCAUGUAAAAAAAAAGAUUUACUCUUUUGGUCUUCCGAUUGUGCUGGUCCAAGUGCACACUCAUCAUUAUCUAGAUCAGGUGGACAAGAAUCUGGAAGCACUAGUAACCCCCAAGUUCCAACAGCUCCAAUGUUAGAAGUGGUUGUACCACCUCCUGUGUUAGAUAAAGAUCUUCCACCUAGUUAUGAUUCCUUAUUUCCAGAACAGAAUAAUUCUACUAUGCAGUAAAUGUAAGUUAUCAAUGAUAACCUUUAAUUUUUUGCAGUAUAUUGCUUAAUGUUUUAAUUAGGUGAUGCUGCUUCUUAAACAAUGUAUAUGUACAAGCAUAUAAAAAAAAAAGUUAAAAUCAGAAAUACGUCUUAAAAAAAUCUAAGAUUAAAUCUUAGAAUUAAAAUGAACAAAAAAAAAUGAAGUACAAAUUUCUGCUUAAUUCUUUUUUCAUGUUUUUAAUAUGAGUAUUAAAAUUCAUAACUUUAUACUACAUUUUGUAUAAUUUUUAUGACAUAUUUCUGAUAUGGUUUAUACAUAUACGUAUCCAUAGCCUUUUUUUUCUUUCUUUUUUAUUAAGAAAUUAAAAAUGUAUGUAUGUAUUAAGUAAAAAAUAAGUUUUUUCAAGAAAUAAUGUAUUUAAUGCUACAAUGUGGCAACAUUAACAAUACUUUUUAUUUUAUUAAGGAGGUGCAGCAUAUUUUCUAAAAUGUGUCAAUUAGAAUGAUUAGUAAGGUAGUCAUAAGGAAAUCAAUUUUAUAUUUAAUAUUUUGAUACAUCUUGUUUUCUAUCUGAAAAUACAGCAUUAUUUCUUUAAAAAAAUUUUGUAUGAAAAUCUUGAUGUUACUCAAAAUUUAUAUUAUCUAGAAAGUGUAUUUCUAUUAAGAAUUAUAAUAUAAGUAAUUGUAACUUUUUUUUACUUCUGAGCCAUGACAUUUUUCCUAAUGUUAUAUUGGUUUUUAUAUCAACAUUUAAUACGAACAUUGCCACUAAUAUUUAUAAUGAACAAAUAUAGUUUAUUUCAAUAUUAUCCUUUUAUUUUACUGUUAUUUAUUUUGCGAUCAAUGAUUAAUAAAAGUAUUGAUAGAAUAAGCACUAUAAAAAUAUAAUCUCUGUCGAUAAUAUAGGCCUUAACGCAAACGCGUAUGUACGUGUGCGUGUAAACCAUUUGUAAUGAAUUUGUAUAAUGAAAUUUUGUAAAUAUAUAUCCUUAUAUAUA
Vespula pensylvanica (western yellowjacket) is the source of this 2275-nucleotide messenger RNA. RefSeq lists its product as uncharacterized. NCBI's taxonomy places the organism in Eukaryota, Metazoa, Arthropoda, Insecta, Hymenoptera, Vespidae. The record is from RefSeq and is a predicted model, not a curated record. The transcript is spliced from 4 exons. Bases 283 to 1296 code for a protein of 337 amino acids.